AUGGGUUUCUGGGGAAUUGAAGUGAAACCUGGGAAACCGCAAACUUUUGAUCCGGAGAGUGAAGAUGGGAAGCUUCACGUGACUCAGGCAACUCUAGGGGAUGGUUUUGGCAGAGAGAAGAGUGUGAUUCAGUGUUCGAUUGGAGGCAAAGCUCCGGUUUACCUGUGCUCAUUGCUGACAAACAAAACCGAAUGCUGCCCUCUGAAUCUUGAGUUUGACGAUGAAGACGGCAUAGUUGAGUUCUUGGUGACUGGUACCAGAAGCAUCCAUCUCUCUGGAUACCUGGAAGCUUAUGAGGAGGAAGAAGAAGAUGAGCUGCACGAAUCUGAUUCAGAUGGUAUCGAUAUUGAAGAUGAAUCAGGAGAGUCAUCUGACUAUGAUAGUGAAGAUGAGGAUCAGUUGGAUGAGUUUGAGGACUUCCUUGAUAGCAAACUCGAAAUGUUCCGCGGAUCUUCUUCUGCCCCUAACAGCGGAGUUGUGAUUGAGGAGAUUGAAGAUGAAGAGAAGCCUGCCAAAGAGAACAAGGCAAAGCGUUCCAAGAAGAAGAGCGAAGCUAGCAAAGAGGAGAACGCGGAUAAACAAAUCAUUGCUAGAGAGACUGCUGAUGUUCCAGUUCUGGAGAGCGAAGAUGAAGAUGGUUUUCCUAUUGCCAAAGAAGAAACACCUGAGCAAGAGAAGAUGGACUUGGAUGAUGAUGAACAAGGUAGCAACAAAAAGCGGAAGGCCAAGGCUGCUGAGCAAGAAAGUGGAAACAAGAACAAAAAGAAGAAAAAUCAGAAAGAGAAGAAGAAAGGGGAAAGUGCCUCAAAUGUGGAAGCUGGUGAACAAGUUCCGGCGGGAAAUGUGCUGAAAAAGCAGGGAGCUCAAGAUGAAACUGUAAACAAUGCCAUUGGUGAAGACUCCAAGACCCCAGUUAAGUCUGCUGAGAAGAAAAAUAAGAAGAAAAAGAAGAACUCAAGCGAGGAAGCUACAGUGGAGAGCAAAACCGUUUCUGGUAGUGUUGAGAAACAAAAAACACCUGAGCAGAAUCAGGCGAAGUCCAAUGCUUCUCAAGAGCGGACAUACCCAAAUGGGCUCAUUGUUGAAGAGUUGCGCAUGGGCAGACCUGACGGCAAGAAAGCUGCUCCCGGAAAGACGGUUAGUGUCCGCUACAUUGGAAAGCUUCAGAAGAAUGGCAAGAUUUUCGAUUCCAACAUUGGAAAAGCUCCAUUCAAGUUCCGUCUAGGUGUUGGACAAGUCAUCAAGGGAUGGGAUGUUGGCGUUACUGGCAUGCGUGUUGGUGACAAACGAAAGCUUACAAUUCCUCCAUCAAUGGGGUAUGGUGCUGGUGGUGCAGGUUCCCAGAUUCCUCCUAAUGCUUGGCUGACGUUUGAUGUUGAACUGAUUGACGUUAGAGAUUGA
Microthlaspi erraticum is the source of this 1401-nucleotide messenger RNA. The record is from the annotation of a GenBank genome assembly. Lineage: Eukaryota; Viridiplantae; Streptophyta; Magnoliopsida; Brassicales; Brassicaceae.